AUGGCGCAAACUUGUAAUCAAAAGAGGAAUGUUUACAGCAUUGAUCAAAUUUUGGGUCACGCUAAAGAUGAAGAUCAUGCAAAUCUACUGGAAUCUGUACGCAACGUGAGAGGAUCUGGAGACUCGGAUAUCCCGGAUUUCAAAGAAUUACCAGCUUUAUCUGAUUUGCCAGAAAUGAAUGAUAUGGAUCGACCUAAAAAAAUACGGAGAUCGCGAACUACCUUCACCACUCAUCAGCUUCAUCAGUUGGAGAAGGCAUUCGAGAAAACUCAGUACCCUGAUGUUAAUUAUAGAGAAGCGCUUGCAUCCAACUUGGAACUUUCAGAAGCACGGGUUCAGGUUAGUUUUUAA
Messenger RNA from Cotesia congregata, 351 nucleotides. The record is from the annotation of a GenBank genome assembly. NCBI's taxonomy places the organism in Eukaryota, Metazoa, Arthropoda, Insecta, Hymenoptera, Braconidae.